GCGGUGAGGGCGGAUGGGCGGGCUCGCCACACGCACACGCCGCUCCCGCCGUGCUCCUCUUAAAUAGGGCGGCACCAGGGAAGCCGCGCGCAGCUCUGCGUGUUGUUGCCGUCGCCGCCGGGAGGUUCCAGCACUGGGACAACUGCACUGAGCUAUGAUGCAAGCACACGACUUGUUUAGGCAUAUGCGGAUUCCUGAACUUGUGGAUGUCAGGCAGUAUGUGCGCACCCUUCCCACAAAUACCCUGGUGGGUUUUGGUGCUUUUGCAGCCCUCACAACCUACUGGUACGCAACAAGACCAAAAGCACUGAAGCCACCGUGUGACUUAGCAAUGCAGUCUGUGGAAGUAGAGGGUGAAGAGAAUGCUCGAAGGUCCUCUCUCCUCAACAGUGAUGAGUUGAUAACUUGCUACUAUGAUGAUGUGAGAACAGUCUAUGAUAUGUUCCAAAGGGGGCUACAUGUAUCCAAUAAUGGUCCAUGUCUAGGGGUUAGAAAACCAAACCAGCCAUAUGAGUGGAUCUCCUAUAAACAGGUUUCAGACAGAGCAGAGUAUGUGGGCUCUGCAUUACUUCACCGAGGCUUCAAACCAUCUCACAGCCAUUACAUAGGCGUCUUUGCACAAAACAGACCUGAGUGGGUUAUCAUUGAACAGAGUUGCUAUACGUACUCCAUGGUGGUGGUGCCACUCUAUGAUACACUGGGAACUGAAGCGAUUACUUACAUUGUGAACAAAGCUGACUUAUCACUGGUUUUCUGCGACACACCUGAGAAGGCUAAACUUCUGCUAACUGCUGUAGAAAAGGGGGAAACUCCAAUCCUCAGCACCAUUGUGAUCAUGGAGCCUUUUGGCACAGAUCUUGUGGAACGUGGCAAGAAGUGUGGGGUAGAAAUCUUCAGCAUGAGGGAAAUAGAGGAACUGGGAAAAGCACACAGACAAAAACCUAUGCCUCCAAAGCCAGAAGAUCUAGCAGUCAUCUGUUUCACCAGUGGAACAACAGGAAACCCCAAGGGAGCUAUGAUCACUCAUAAAAACAUAAUCAGCAAUUCUUCAGCUUUUCUGAAAACUACAGAGAAAACAUUCAUGCCUACCCCUGAAGAUGUUCUGAUAUCAUUCCUGCCCUUGGCUCAUAUGUUCGAGAGAAUCGUUGAGUGUGUAGUUUUGUGCCAUGGAGGUCGGAUAGGAUUCUUUCAAGGGGAUAUCAGACUACUUAUGGAUGACCUAAAAACACUACAGCCAACUGUAUUUCCAGUAGUACCACGAUUGUUGAACAGGAUGUUUGACAAGAUUUUCGGACAGGCAGAUACAUCAUUGAAGAAGUGGAUGCUGGAUUUUGCUUCCAAGAGGAAAGAAGCAGAACUUAGAAGUGGUAUAAUUAGAAACAACAGUUUCUGGGAUAAAGUUAUCUUCCGAAAAAUACAGGCAAGUUUGGGAGGAAAAGUACGGCUAAUGGUCACAGGAGCAGCACCUGUAUCUGCAAGUGUACUGACCUUCCUGAGAACAGCUCUUGGCUGUCAGUUUUAUGAAGGAUAUGGACAGACUGAAUGCACAGCUGGAUGCUCGCUGUCUAUGCCUGGUGACUGGACAGCAGGUCAUGUUGGAGCACCGAUGGCAUGUAAUAUCAUAAAGCUUGUUGAUGUGCAAGAGAUGAAUUACUUGGCUGCCAAAGGAGAGGGUGAGGUGUGUGUGAAAGGGCCAAAUGUAUUCCUUGGCUAUUUGAAAGAUCCUGAAAAAACAGCAGAAGCUCUGGACAAAGAUGGUUGGCUUCAUACAGGAGAUAUUGGGAAAUGGCUGCCAAAUGGUACAUUGAAGAUCAUUGACCGGAAAAAACACAUAUUUAAACUAGCCCAGGGAGAGUACAUAGCUCCAGAGAAGAUAGAAAAUGUGUAUCUGAGAAGUGAAGCACUUGCUCAAGUGUUUGUCUAUGGAGAGAGUUUGCAGGCCUUCUUAAUAGCUGUUGUGGUACCUGAUCCUGAGACUUUGUGCAAGUGGGCCAAGAAAAAAGGAAUUGAAGGCUCAUAUGAAAAGUUAUGCAAAAACAAGGAUGUCAAAAAGCACAUCCUAGAAGACAUGGUGAGAGUUGGCAAAGAAUCUGGUUUGAAGUCAUUCGAACAGGUUAAAGACAUUAUCAUGCACACAGAAAUGUUUUCUAUUGAAAAUGGCCUGCUGACACCAACACUGAAGGCAAAGAGACCAGAACUACGGAAAUAUUUCCAGUCACAGAUAGAUGAACUCUAUGCUAAUACCAAAAUGUAACGGUGGAUUGAGUAAAGUGGCACACAUCUGAUGUCUACUAUUGGUCGUCAUAUCUGUAAUUUGACUACAGUGAUUAUAGGGAAGGAAACUGUGCAAUCAUAAACUUGUACAAAAAUGGGAUGGGUACUUGCCAUAGGAACAUUGAAGAAAUGGAACACUGCCUUACUGUCAAGUUGUGUUGCAUACUGUUUUUAUGGUGACCUACAAUUUCCAAAAAGAGCCUUAACUAUAAAUGGUAACUAUAUAUAAGUUAUUUAAGACUUCAUUGGCCAAAAAUGGGACUCUCCUUAAACAAGGAGUGAAGAUUUUCUUAUUGCCAGCAUGUUUGCUGUCUGCAGUGUACCUUGCAGUUCUCAGUUCAAAAAAGAAUUUGGCAGGUUUGAAAAUGCCUCUAUGUAUAUUGCUGCCUCAGGAGGAUUACUUAGUCUGUUGGGGGGAGGGGAGAGAGAACCCACCAAUAUACAACCUUACAGUUAUAUAGCUGAUAUUGCAUCUUAAUUGGUCCUAAUGUUAACUGGGGUGAGGCAAGGGUUUCUUCCCUUCUAUAUCUACAGCCAGUUCUGAGGCUUACUUCUGUAAGGUAGAAGUCAGGACUCGGUACUAAGGAGACUGAUUAAUACAGGUUCAGGCUAAGCUUGCAUUUGGUGACUCUGCACUAGACGUGUAGAUACAGUUAAUUCAGCAAGUGCAGCCUUUGCUGCAUUAACACAAUUUCAGAGUAGUGCCUGUCCAGUUAGUGGGCAGAUUCUAACUCUGGCAAGAACACUAGAGAUCUAGAAAUAAAAGUGAUCUAAGAGGCUGGGCUAUGCUGACAGUCAGGUAAGUAUUCCACCUGUACUAGUCACUUGUUUCCCCAUGAAUGAAUGUGGAUUUAAAAUGUGUUUUGAAAAAGUGCCAGGUCCUCUAAGCAGAACAGCUUCUGACAUAACCUCCAUUUUCUGUGCUUUGUGUAUGAGCCACUGAGUAUUCUUCAUGGAAUAGCAAAAUAGGUCAGGUAGAAUGUUUUUUGCCUGAUGCUUUGCAGUAAUUGGAAGUAUUCAGAUGUGCCAAUGAACAGUGUUGGCACUGAAUGGGUAUUUGUUCAGGGAUAAGAAACAAAUUCCCAGAUAAACUACAGAACUAUUUACCCUUUGUUUCAGAAAUCAGCAGAAAUAAGCCUUAUGACAACAUAAGUCUUUUGCUACCCUUAACAGAGUUGGUUUUGCAUUAGAACUCAUUACUGUUUUUUGAAAACAUGGAUAUAUGUAAGAUACAAGCACAACAAGGUUUGCACUAAGAUUUGUGUGAUUGUAAUGCACUACUCUGUAGCAUAAUUUCAUACCUGUGUGCAGUUAAGGUACACGAAUCCAAGUCAACUGUUAGAGCAGUAGUUUGUUACAUUGGAAUUCAAAUGUUUGCUUAGUGUUGGCUAUUUCUAUGUUUUAUAAAACCAAAACAAUUUUCAAAACCAAUGAAGGAAACCAAAAUAAAUACUUCUGCAUUUCAA
This is a messenger RNA of Tympanuchus pallidicinctus (lesser prairie-chicken), 3740 nucleotides long. It is a transcript of the gene ACSL1, whose product is annotated as acyl-CoA synthetase long chain family member 1. Gene Ontology annotation, molecular function: arachidonate-CoA ligase activity. The coding region runs from base 155 to 2254 and encodes 699 amino acids. Gene Ontology annotation, cellular component: membrane; endoplasmic reticulum. The record is from RefSeq and is a predicted model, not a curated record. Lineage: Eukaryota; Metazoa; Chordata; Aves; Galliformes; Phasianidae. The transcript is spliced from 21 exons. Gene Ontology annotation, biological process: long-chain fatty-acyl-CoA biosynthetic process; long-chain fatty acid metabolic process; very long-chain fatty acid metabolic process.